AUGGCUGCAAAUAAAAUUGGUAAUAAUAGAACUAGCACUCAAAAUGAAUAUAAAGAGGAAACUGGUAAAGCUAGAUCAAAAUGGCUGUACUUAAAUAAUAUGAAUGAAAUCUUUGGGAAUAGAGAAAAUAUUAAGCCAGAUUAUUUGGCAUCUAACAUUGCACAAGCACGUUUAAAGAUUGAGAAUCAGAAAUUUGUAAAUGAGUUAGAGGAAAGAAAAGAAGAAAGAGAAAUAGAAUGUGAAAAGUUGAAUUGGGAAAAAGAAAGAUUUGUGAAAGAGCAAGAGUUUAAAUUUAAAUUAGAAAUAGAUGGAUAG
Racocetra fulgida is the source of this 315-nucleotide messenger RNA. The record is from the annotation of a GenBank genome assembly. NCBI's taxonomy places the organism in Eukaryota, Fungi, Glomeromycota, Glomeromycetes, Diversisporales, Gigasporaceae.